Andrographis paniculata is the source of this 4358-nucleotide messenger RNA. RefSeq names its product pleiotropic drug resistance protein 1-like. The coding region runs from base 16 to 4257 and encodes 1413 amino acids. The record is from RefSeq and is a predicted model, not a curated record. The transcript has 21 exons. Gene Ontology annotation, cellular component: membrane. NCBI's taxonomy places the organism in Eukaryota, Viridiplantae, Streptophyta, Magnoliopsida, Lamiales, Acanthaceae. Gene Ontology annotation, molecular function: ATP hydrolysis activity; ABC-type transporter activity; ATP binding.
UCAUUUACAGACAAGAUGGAUCAAAGUGAUCCUUAUUACAGAACAAACAGCACAUCCCUUUGGAGGAAUGGCAGCUUGGGAGUUUUUUCAUAUUCGAUCCGCGAAGAGGACGACGAAGAAGCGCUCAAGUGGGCUGCGCUUGAGAAGCUUCCGACCUACAACCGUCUUACAAGAGGCCUUCUCAAAGGAUCCACCGGCGUCGCCAGCGAAGUGGAUGUAAGAAACCUCGGACAUCAAGAAAGAAAAGAGUUGCUCGAAAGGCUCAUCAAUGUCUCGAAUCAAGAUAACGAGAAGUUCUUGUUGAAGCUCCGGCGCCGUAUCGACAGAGUUGGGAUUGACAUACCGACUAUAGAAGUGAGGUUCGAGCAUCUAACCGUGGAAGCGGAAACCUACAUCGGGAGCCGGUCGUUGCCUACGUUUGUAAACUUCACGAUGAACAUUGUCGAGGGAUUAUUGAACUGUCUCCACAUCCUCCCAAGCAAGAAGAAACAUAUUUCUGUCCUGCAAGAUGUUAGUGGAAUCAUCAAACCAUGCAGAAUGACAUUGCUGUUAGGUCCUCCCGGUUCGGGGAAGACGACGCUGCUGUUGGCUUUGGCCGGAAAGUUAGCUUCCGAUCUCAAGGUUUCUGGAAGAGUGACUUACAACGGGCACGAAAUGAACGAGUUCGUGCCCCAAACAACGGCUGCCUACAUUAGCCAACACGAUCUUCAUAUCGGUGAAAUGACUGUUAGAGAAACGCUGGAAUUCUCGGCACGAUGCCAGGGGAUUGGACAUCGCUAUGAGAUGUUGUCGGAGUUGUCGAGAAGAGAAAAGGAUGCCAAUAUUAAGCCCGAUCCCGACAUUGACAUCUUCAUGAAGGCUGUUGCAACCGAAGGGCAGGAAGCGAAGAUAGUAACAGAGUAUGUGCUGAAGAUACUCGGGCUGGAUAUAUGCGCGGACACUCUAGUCGGAGACGAGGUGAGAAGAGGAAUAUCGGGAGGACAAAGAAAGCGUCUCACCACAGGCGAAAUGCUGGUCGGGCCGACGAAUGCUCUGUUCAUGGACGAGAUAUCAACCGGUCUUGACAGCUCGACGACAUAUGAAAUCGUGAACUCGUUAAGACAAGCCAUCCACAUCCUCAACGGGACUGCCCUAAUAUCGCUCCUCCAGCCGGCGCCCGAGACAUACGAGCUUUUCGACGACAUCAUCCUCUUGUCCGAUGGCAAGAUUGUCUACCAAGGCCCUCGAGACAACGUGCUCGAAUUUUUCGAGUCAUUAGGCUUUCGAUGCCCCGAGAGGAAAGCUGUGGCCGACUUCUUGCAAGAAGUUACGUCGAAGAAGGACCAGCCGCAAUAUUGGGCGCGCGACGAGCCGUAUAGGUUUGUGACGGUCGACAAUUUCGUUGAGGCGUUCCGGUCGUUCUACGUCGGGCAACUGCUUAAUGAAAGCGUCGCAACCCCUUACAACAAGACCCAAAGCCACCCGGCGGCAUUGACGACGAGAAAGUACGGGACUUCGGUGAUGAAGCUACUAAAAACGUGCGCUCGACGAGAGCUCUUGUUAAUGAAGCGAAACUCGUUCGUGUACUUGUUCAAGGUCGGACAAGUUACGAUGAUAGGAAUCAUAACGAUGACGCUGUUCCUGAGGACGAAUAUGCACCAUCGAGGCUUAGAGGACGGGUAUAUUUACCUCGGCGCUCUGUUCUUCGCCACGACGAUCAUUAUGUUCAAUGGAAUGCCGGAGGUUUCCAUGACGAUCUACAAGCUUCCGGUGUUUUACAAGCAGCGCGACUCGUUGUUUUUCCCGCCGUGGGUCUACGCUGUUCCAAUGUGGCUUCUCAAGAUCCCGAUUUCGGUUAUUGAGUCCGCGGCUUGGGUGUUCAUCACUUACUAUACGAUCGGAUACGAUCCAGCGCCAUCGAGAUUGUUCAAGCAGUUCCUCGUGCUUCUACUGCUGCAUCAAAUGGCGAAUGGAUUGUUUCGGCUAAUCGGAUCGAUAGGGCGGAACAUGAUCAUCGCGAACACGUUUGGUGCAUUCGCAUUGUUCAUACUUUUCGUGAUGGGCGGUGUCAUCUUGUCGCGAGAGCAAAUGAAGAAAUGGUGGAUUUGGGGUUAUUGGACAUCGCCGUUGAUGUAUGCUCAAACAGCCGUUCUUGUCAACGAGUUUCGAUCCAACAGUUGGAACCAUGUGUACGCGUACACGAAUGAGACAUUAGGGAUCACGGUCUUGAAGUCGCGGGGGUUCUUAACCGAUCCAAAAAUGUAUUGGAUAGGCGUAGGAGCGUUGAUCGGGUUCAUCGUCGUAUGGAACAUAGGUUUCGUGAUUGCUCUCACGGUUCUUGAUCCUUUUGGACAGUCUCACGCUGUAAAGCCAAUAGAGAGCGACGAUAAUGAAAAUAGGGACGGAGUAGAAAUGGCAAGUCGAGUCGGUCUGACCAUGAAGAAGAAAAAGGGAAUGGUUCUCCCGUUCGAGCCUUAUUCCAUCACCUUCGACGAAAUCAUGUACUCGGUCGACAUGCCGCAGGAGAUGAAAGACAAAGGGUUUGUCGAGGAAAAAUUGGUGCUUCUAAAGGGCGUAAGCGGGGCUUUUAGGCCGGGGGUUUUGACGGCGUUGAUGGGCGUUAGCGGAGCUGGCAAGACGACGCUGAUGGAUGUGCUAGCCGGUCGAAAAACAUCAGGAUACAUCGAUGGGAAUAUUACGAUAUCGGGAUACCCCAAGAAGCAAGAAACUUUUGCUCGAAUAUCCGGAUAUUGCGAGCAAAACGACAUCCAUUCCCCGCACGUCACCGUGCACGAAUCGCUUCUCUAUUCGGCUUGGCUACGGUUGGCUCCCGAAGUCGAUCAAAAAACCCGAGAGAUGUUUGUCGAGGAGGUCAUGGAGCUCGUCGAGCUCACGCCAUUGCGAAGCGCAUUAGUUGGCUUGCCGGGGGUGAGUGGCCUCUCGACCGAGCAACGGAAGAGGCUUACAAUUGCGGUCGAGCUCGUUGCCAACCCAUCGAUAAUUUUCAUGGACGAGCCAACCUCGGGGCUUGACGCGAGAGCGGCUGCAAUAGUGAUGCGAACGGUUAGGAACACGGUGGAUACGGGAAGAACAGUCGUCUGCACUAUACAUCAGCCGAGCAUCGACAUAUUUGAAGCGUUCGAUGAGCUGCUUUUGCUUAAACGCGGCGGAGAAGAGAUAUACGUUGGCCCCUUGGGGCGCCAUUCUUGUGAACUCAUCAAAUACUUCGAGGGCAUCGAAGGAGUGACCAAAAUCAAAGAUGGUCAUAAUCCGGCGACAUGGAUGCUCGAAGUGACUUCAUCCGCGAACGAAGUGUCCUUAGGGGUCGACUUCGCCGAGGUGUAUAGAAACUCUCCUUUAUACAGGAGAAACAAAAGUUUGAUCAGCGAGCUAAGCACGCCGAGCCCGGGCACAAAAGAUCUAUAUUUUCCUAGUCGAUACGUCCAGCCUUUCCGCAUCCAAUGCUUGGCUUGUUUGUGGAAACAAUAUUGGUCGUAUUGGCGAAAUCCCCCUUACACGGCUGUUAGAUUUCUAUUCACGACUUUUAUUGGGCUGAUAUUUGGAAGCAUGUUUUGGGAUCUUGGAUCAAAGAGGGAUGGCUUACAAGAUAUAUUAAAUUCGAUCGGUUCUAUGUACGCCUCAGUCCUCUUUCUAGGCAUCCAAAACUGCGUCUCGGUGAUGCCGGUUGUGUCUAUUGAGAGAAUGGUUUUCUACCGAGAAAAAGCAGCCGGAAUGUAUUCCUCCAUGCCCUACGCUAUCGCACAGGUUCUUAUCGAAAUUCCUUAUAUAUUUGUGCAAGGUGUGGUCUACGGCGUCAUUGUGUAUGCAAUGAUCGAUUUUCAAUGGACCGCGGCAAAGUUCUUUUGGUACGUUUUCAUUAUGUUUUUCACAUUGCUCUACUUCACCUUCUACGGCAUGAUGGCCGUCGCCAUGACUCCCAAUUACCACAUUGCUACCAUCAUGAGCGCCGCCUUGCUCAGUCUUUGGAAUCUCUUUUCCGGUUUCAUAAUUCCGCACCCGAGCAUGCCGAUAUGGUGGAGAUGGUAUUAUUGGGCUUGUCCGGUGGCGUGGACGUUGUACGGUCUAACUACGUCCCAAUUUGGAGAUGUCGAGGAGUACGUACUCCCCGGGGUGACGGUUAAGGAGUAUUUAAAAGAGUUUUUCGGGUUCAAACACGAUUUUCUUGGCCCCGUUGCCAUUGUCAUUGUCGGGUUUCCCUUGCUUUUUGUUUUCAUGUUCGGCUUCGCCAUAAAGGUUUUCAAUUUUCAAAGACGAUGACGAGGUAGAAAUAUGUAACUCUAAAUAAAAUCAGGUUUGAAAUUUGUCGUGUUCUCUUAGUAAUAGUAUUGUCGUGUGUAUAUCGAAAACAAAAUUUCUUU